This is a messenger RNA of Apis cerana (Asiatic honeybee), 5337 nucleotides long. RefSeq names its product transmembrane protein dusky (gene dy). NCBI's taxonomy places the organism in Eukaryota, Metazoa, Arthropoda, Insecta, Hymenoptera, Apidae. The record is from RefSeq and is a predicted model, not a curated record.
ACAUUUGUUUUCGAUCUAGAUUCGAACUAUAUAUAUAUAUAUAUAUCACUUUAAAUCGCGAUAUAACAAAGUUUCGAACAAUUAAUUUAUCGAAUUACGAAUAUAUCGUAUAUAAAGAUUAUUCAGAAAUAAUAAUAGAAAUUAUUUCGUAUUAACAUAAUUUUAAUGUUUGAUAUUCCUCUUUGAAUUAUAAGUAAUUACCUACGUUCGUUCAAUAAAACAAAUUCCAUGAUUUACAUAAUACAAAUUAUAUCAGAAACAGGUUGAAACAUUUGAACUUCGAUGCAAAACCUUCGGGUACGGAGGAAUGAAUUCAUCCAUAAUAAAUUUCGGGGAUCAAAUCGAUGUUUGCGACAAAGUUAAGACGUUUCGUUAAAUCGAACUAAACAACGUUCACCUGCACCUGGACGGCGAGAUAGAGGAGGCAGAAGGAUGUUAAAGACGUCGCGGCGUGUCGUACGCCCGACAAGUGGCGCGCAUCACGCGAUAACAGGGAUAACGAGAAGGACAAGAACGACGAAUAGGAGCACCACCGCGACCAUGUUCACAAGAAUCGUGGUCGUGGUCGUCAGGAGUGUGGUUCGAACGAGAAGAGAUAUCCUCCGGUUCGUGAGGGACCUAUAUAACUGUACUGUGUGUCUGGGUCAGGGGGCGGGCCGCCACGUUUAUAGUAUACUCUCUAUAUUGGACAGGUGUACCCCAUUCCGACUCCACGAGUUCUCGCGUGCACCAUCGAGCCACAGCAGGCUGUAACGUGUCUUUCUAGCUGCCGUGACAGAUAUCGUGGUGCAUCGCGGUAAACACGGGAAGAUCAGUCGCGACGGGGACCCUCCGAGGACGGUUGACCACGGUCGGUUUGGAAGAAUCGGAAAUCGGCCGUAACUGGGUUCUCACGAAACGUCUCUCCGGCCCUACCUUCUCUACACGCGCAUUCGUCGCCUUUGUCCCCGUUUUUUCGUCACUGAGAUAUCGGUCGUCGAGAUCAAUUGUCUUGUGCUUUAGAUAGCCUCCGACCGCGCGGGUACGCGGAGAUUUCUUGGCACAUGGUGCUUCAAUCAGUGCGGUGCAUUGCUCGUAUCUUUCUCCUUUUGCGCAUCGCACGUCUUUGACACGGGAUCAGGAAAAAGGGAAGCCCUGCGUUUCGGCGUCUACCUCUCGAUUGGACAAACCGACCAAUACGAAAUACUUCACCGUGGACUCUAACGCGGUAUGCGGUGGCGAAUCUUCAUUUUAACCUGUCUCCUACUAAAGGGGCUGGGCCGAGCGGAGGAUGUGGAGGUGGUGGAGGCGAUUCCGGGCGAGGACAAUCGGAACGACAACUCGGCGCUGAACAGGCAGGACAACGACAUAAACAGCUCGGACCAAUUGGCGUUAGAGUCGUUAGGGGAGAAGGACGCAGGUGGGAACCAUUACGGGAAGCCGGGCGGUCUUCGAGGCCAUCCCCUUCCUCUGGCACCGAGUCGAGCCGGGCUCGGGCUCCCGCAUCCGAGGCCGCACCACAACGUGGCGUAUCACGGCCCGCCUCCACCCCUGCCGCCCUCCAAGACCCCGUCCGAGACGAUCGACAAGGUGUACGCGACGGGCGGCGGCGGCGGGGUCAGCACGGCGGUUGGCGCCGAGCCGUGGCCCGCGCCCACCCCCGACAUGCCCAAGAUCAUCUCCCUGGACGUGAAGUGCGAGAAAAGCCUGAUGAAAGUUUACCUCGGCUUCGACAAGCCGUUCUACGGCAUAGUGUUCAGCAAAGGGCACUACAGCAACGUGAACUGCGUCCACUUGCCGGCAGGCUUGGGGCGCACCUCGGUCAACUUCGAGAUUAGUAUUCACGCGUGUGGCACGGCCGGGAACACGGAGAACGGUUUAUACGGGUACGGGGCCGAAUCCGGGUCGGGGACGUACUUCGAGAACAUUAUCGUGGUGCAAUACGAUCCCCAGGUCCAGGAGGUUUGGGACCAAGCGAGAAAGCUGCGGUGCACUUGGCACGACCUGUACGAGAAGUCCGUCACGUUUCGCCCGUUCCCCGUCGACAUGCUGGAUGUGGUGCGGGCCGACUUCGCCGGCGACAACGUAGGCUGCUGGAUGCAGAUACAGGUCGGCAAGGGGCCGUGGGCGUCCGAGGUGUCGGGCCUGGUCAAGAUCGGCCAGACCAUGACCAUGGUGCUCGCGAUCAAAGACGACGACUCCAAGUUCGACAUGCUCGUGAGGAACUGCAUGGCGCACGACGGCAAACGGGCGCCGAUCCAACUCGUCGACCAGAGGGGCUGCAUCACCAGGCCCAAGCUCAUGUCCCGCUUCACCAAGAUAAAGAACUUCGGCGCCUCGGCCUCGGUCCUCUCCUACGCCCACUUCCAGGCCUUCAAAUUCCCGGACUCGAUGGAGGUCCACUUUCAGUGCACCAUACAGAUAUGCCGCUACCAGUGCCCGGAGCAAUGCUCCGAGUCCCCGUUGCUGCUCGAGUCCCAAGCCCUCCUCGAGAACCACCAUUCUCCCUCCAGCGGCCACCCCGAUUCCGCCUACGGCCUUCCGCCCCCCAUCCCCCUCCCCCUCGAGGCUUAUCUCCAGGCGGCCGCCGGGCGUCCCCGGGACGAAAGGCGGAGGAAAUCCCGCGAGAUAAUACCAGCUCCCCAGAAGGCGGUGGGAGUGAAUCGCAUAAUACGGGUGGUCUCGACCGGCGACCUCACCUUUUCCAUCGACGAGGCGAGCAACGGUGAAUUGGGGGGGUCGACCGUGGUUUUCCCCGUUCGAAACGAGAGCGCGUCCAACGCUGCCAUGAUAUGCAUGACCACCCUGGGCUUCGUCGUCACCCUGAUAGUACUUCUGGCCGUCUUGCUCUUCUCCUGCGUCCUCUCCACCUACCUCUGUCUGCGCCUGAGACCGUUCUCGGGCAAGUCCGGAAAGGUUGCCACGUAUCACAGCGGGGAACAAACCGCGCCUAAAAAGUCCGCCAGGACGUGUUUUUACUCUUAGGUUUUCCCUUUUUUCCCCUUUACUCUCGAUCGAGUAGCGUCGAAAGAUGCGCGAUACGAUGCCGUCCGUUUGUCCUUCCUUUCUUCCCCCUCCUUCCCCUACUUUUUUCGCGCCAAGGAUCAAGCCCAACAGAUUUCUGCCUGGAGCCUGGUUUCAGACCAUUUUCGGCCGUUACCUACUUAAUUAUUUAUUGAAACGAGGGGGGAGGGGAAAUAACGACCAACGACUUCGUUGACGUUAGCGAGAAGAAGGGAACGCGAGAUUUAAUUUCUAUUUUCGAUACGGAAAUUGCUCGAUGAAUUGUCAGGUUUUUUUUUUUUUUUUAAAUACUACAAAGUAUAUAAGUAUAUAACACGAUUCCGGUGAAACUCGCUCGUUAGUUUUUAUCUUUUGUUAUAUUUAUUUUCAGAGACAGAUCGAGACCGUUCAGAGAAAAUUUUUACGUUCCAUGUUCUAUUGGAUGUCGCGCAAACCGGUCCUCUUGGUCGCGCCAUUACAGGUAUCGUAGAGGCUACAGAAUGUCGAGAGCACAAUUCUGUAUACGAACGCGUAUCGGACGCGUAGAGUAUCGUAUUUUUCGUAUUACGGAAUAAAAAUAUCGAUCCUCUCUGUGUACCGAAUCCGUCCGUUUCUCCGCCGAAACAGAGAUUCGGAACGAGUACAGAUUUGUGCUUCGUCAUCACGAAACUUACGCUCAAGCCCUUGCCGGCGUGUAUAGGUAUUCCGAAAAAUUUAGUCAAAGAUAAUCAAACAUUUUUUUCGCCCCUUCGUGCGAUUAUUCAUCGUUACGACUUCUUUCCGGGGCUGUCCAUGGUAUUUGGGUAUUUUUUUUCUUCCUAUUUCGAUCAAUCGUUAUCGGUCACAAUUGUAACUCGACGCGUUAAGGCUGAAACACAUUGUAAAAGGAAAAAGAAAAAAAAGGAAAAAAAAAAAAAGAAAAAAAAUAGUCCAUGUUUAAGAAACCAUUCGUCGUUUCCCCUUUAUUUUGUUUGUUUCUCUUUUUUUUUUUUGAAUACGUUGACGAUAUUAUUGUUUCUUAAUAUUAUUUAUUUAUUAGGUAAUAAUGUUCCAAAUUUUUUUUUUUUUUUUUUUUUACGGAUUCAUAUACCAUAUAUCUUAUCUGUACACUUGUAACGGUGUAAGAGCCAGUCACUAUCACGAAACUAUGUUAAAAAAAUGCUAUCUCGAUUUUUAUUAAUCCUACGUUUAGGUUAACAUUAAAUACGAAACGUUUCGCUUCAGUGAAGCGAACAUUUUUUUCUACGUUAGUUUAUACGUAUACGCGCUGCCAUGUAAAACGAAGUUUCUUCUUAUAACUAAAUAGAGUAUUUAAAAUAUUUAUCGUGCGAGCAGUAAAAUGUCGAUUAUCUUUCUUUCUUCGGGUAAUUUCGGAGUUUUGGAGAAUCUUCGGUCAAUAUUUCAUAAUGAUAAUGUUAUUUUGUAUGUAUUUAUAUCGUGCAAAAAGAGAAAAGAAAGAAAACGCAUAACAUUGAAACAUUAUUCGUGCAGAUACAGAACGCGCGGAAAUAUAUUCUUGGAUACGUCGAAUUUCGUAUUCCUCUUAGAAUAAAUAUUUGAACGGUAUAUACAUUUCUUCCUGAGAUUUCGUUCUUCGUCGUACAAUAUUCAAAGAAUUUUUGAAUUUUAUAUACGUUAAUACGCGAUGUUUCGAUUCUUUUCGAGAUAUUAUACAAGCCAUUCUUUCUCUCUUCGAUAAUUUUGAUAUUACGGCAAAUAUUCUUUGACGAUUAAUUUUGAUCGAUAAUUGACAUUUUACUUUACGAAGAAGAGGUCCAAGUAUGUGAAUUAUCGUAGCGAAUGAAAAAAGAAAAAGAAAGAAAAGAAAAACGAAUAAUUUGGUUUCAAUCUUUCAUUUUUACGCGAUUAAAUUAUUUUCUUUAUAUUAAUUUUAAUACAAAGUAUUAAGAUCGAACAAGAUGUAUAAAGGAAUAGUCAGUAGCUUGUGAUAGCAUAUAAAAGAUAAUAAUAAUAUAGUAUUUAAUAUUAACGUAUAAACACGUAGAUAUAAACAUGUUUAUAAAUUAUUUCUCAUCGAUGAGAUAAUUGUAUUUUUUUACAAAAUUAAUUAGCACUUCAACUUUUUGUAUAUGAAUAAAUUGUAAUUAAUUAUAUUUACCGCCCUUCUUCUACACACGAAUAUAUUCUCUCUCAUUCGAGCUAGCGAAUACACGAGAGAAGUAUGAUGGAAUACUAACGUUGCCCGAACUCUAAUCGUCUUCGAUCAUUUUCGCUUUGGAAAAUAAAAGAACGCGGGAAGAGAAUAAAAUCCGUUGGUUCCGUGGAGAUAGGUCCUGUAAAUAUAUUUAUUGGCAUUGAUUCGAUGUUAAAUAAAAGACGCAAUCUUUCGAUCAA